Talaromyces proteolyticus is the source of this 747-nucleotide messenger RNA. RefSeq names its product putative phosphatase-like protein. Bases 1 to 747 code for a protein of 248 amino acids. Gene Ontology annotation, biological process: very long-chain fatty acid biosynthetic process; sphingolipid biosynthetic process; fatty acid elongation. Gene Ontology annotation, cellular component: endoplasmic reticulum membrane. NCBI's taxonomy places the organism in Eukaryota, Fungi, Ascomycota, Eurotiomycetes, Eurotiales, Trichocomaceae. The record is from RefSeq and is a predicted model, not a curated record. Gene Ontology annotation, molecular function: 3-hydroxyacyl-CoA dehydratase activity. The transcript has 3 exons.
AUGCCUCCCAAAAAGUCCACUACACCCGCCAAAAAGCCCGUCUCGGGCCUGACUCGCAUCUACCUGUUCCUGUACAACUUGAUCAGCUUCGGCCUUUGGGCAUCCUGUACCUUGCGCACCGCAUUACUACUCCCAGAACAACUGCAAAAUGGCUUCAACACCAACACCAUCUCCGCCAUCUUCGCACAGGUCUUCCCGCUCCUCGCACUCACCCAAUCCCUCGCCGCCCUCGAAAUUCUGCACUCCUUAAUCGGCCUCGUUCGCGCCCCUGUCGUGACCACUGCGAUGCAAGUCGCAUCCCGGUUCCUGGUUGUUUGGGGCGUCAUGUUCACGUUCCAUGAGGGCGCGGAGUACGUUGCCUCCGUGCCUUCUGGGGCAGGGAUCCUAGGAAACGAGGGCGUUACUCAGUACGGCGAUUAUGCGUUUCUGGGGUGUAUGUUUGCAUGGGGAAUUACAGAAUGUAUCCGCUACGGGUUCUUUGCCAUGCAGUUGGCUGGUGUGGGUGUUCCGGGGUUUUGGCUGUGGUUGAGAUAUAAUACUUUCUUCGUCCUCUACCCGAUUGGGAUCUCAUCAGAGUGCGUCCUGAUAUACCUGGGUCUCGAGCCGGCUGGUCAGUUUGUUAGCGAGUACUACAAGUACUUCUUGAUUGCGAUGUUGGGGGUUUAUGUUCCUGGGAGUUAUAUUCUCUACACGCAUAUGAUGACCCAGAGAAGGAAGGUGAUGAGAGGAAAGAGCCGUGUUGAUUAG